CAAUAAAAUAUACUGGGUGUCUGACAAGCACUUCCACCUAAAUAAUUGUUAACUCAUAGUAUUUAUUAUGAAAAUAAAAAACUCCGGUCACGCCUGAUUUUAUAUGUUUUUUUUAAUCAAUAAUCAAAAUGUUUAAAUCAGUAAUUAAUAACAUUAUAUAUUAUAUUUGUUCUUUUUCUUAUCAAAAUAGUUCAAAGUUCUUCAAGGUUUGGAUUAAUUUGGAGAGGACAGCAAUGCCGGUAAACCAUGUGUUAAUAAGUAAAACAAGAGCGAGUUACUUUUAUUGACGCCAUGGUGGUUGACAGUGGUGGAGCUAUUGUUUAGCUCCUCCGUCUUUGAAUAAUGCUUGAGCAUCUUUAUUGUGAAAGUCAACUCUUUAUUGUAAAAGUCAACAGGCAGGCAUCACCCACAUAAUCCAAAAACAAUGCAGCACUCCAUUGACAGUGUAGUGAAUUGCCAUCCUGCAUUAUCUGCUCAAACCACAAUCCAGGAGCCCACGUAAUCCAGGCGUUUCAUCCCACAAAUAAAUCGUAAUAUUCAAAAUACGAUUAUUUCCAUAUUUUCAAUGUACUAAUAUAUUAUAAUGUGCUGGAAUCUUAUUUCCGCCUCCGCCGUGCUUAUUUUCCAUUGGGAAAUAUUUUUAAAACCUGAAAACGUCUAUAAUAUGUAAUAUUAAAACAUUGAGUAAAAUCAGUAAACAAUUACUGUUUAAAAUCUAGCACGAUUAUAUUUAACAGCAUUAUUCUGAGGAAAUGAAUCAGCCAUUGCUGGGCGAUUUCUAAAUAAUGGGUAUCCGCAAUCAAUUCCAAGUCCGGUAUUAUUUUCUUCAUUUAUCGUAUUUCUACCGUUAAAUUUAAAAUAUUAUUCCCGUAGAAGUAUUAAAUACUGAUUACUAUUAACAUAAUGCAAUCCUUUUUUUUAUGUAACCAAAAUCAGCCACCUAUUAUCUAAAAAUCACAACGCUCGUUUAUCCUUCCUAAUGCUCAACAAAAGGCUUGGAACAUUAAAUAACAAGCCACCACAUGGGUCAUCUCCUCUCGAGAGUCACACAACCCACACCUUUUGCCAAUGUUAGUAAAUAGCAGGCAGCUGCCUUGUUCACUCCUCCUCCUUCAGUGGAACCAGCCCAACGCAAUCGACAGCAAAUAGUCGAUCGACACCGACAAAAAAUAAGUAUAGUAUUCCACAUAAUUGCAGUUAAUUUAAAGAUGAACAACACGAUUAAUUAGAAAACGCAACUCUUUCGCAAAUAAUAUAAAUUUGAAGUGAGUGUUGAGCUGAUGAUGUCUCAUUUCCUGCUGCUAGUCAAGUCCCAGAUUGAUGGAUUUAGUCUGCAGCUGAAAUUCUUUUGAUCUUUGCAUUUAUUCUGACUAUGGCACAUAUUCAACUGGAGCUGAGCAAGGUUCGGGUAAACUGACAGGCGCUCCACGAACCUGUUUACCGUCAUUCCAACCGACUAUAUCAUAUCAGCCGAACCAUAGGAUCCAAAAAAACAUUGCCAUGAAAUAGAUUACUGUGUGGGGUCGAAUUGAAAUUUGGAUUAGGUUUUAAUUCUAACCUAGGCUUGGAUGGGGUUAAAACCCAGAUGGAAUAGGUCCAGGAAUUGGAUUGGAUUCGGGUUAGGGAAGUAGUUGAGUCAGAAUACAGUUUGGGUAUGUUGGAAUGUAAUUUGGAUUAGGGUCAGGGGUUGACGUGGAUUUGUAUUGAAGUGGAGUCGUGGCUGUUUUGGGUUUGAAUUUAUUUCAGGCGUGAAUUUGAAUUGGAAAUGUAAGUUGAAUGAGGUAAAGGGUUGACACGGGCUUGGACUAGAGUUGAUUGUGAUUUGGGGUGGCGUGCUGUGCGGGGCUUGCUGUGUUGCGGGCGGAGAGCUGACUGCUGAAAGUCAGUGACUCGCAAUCAUUAAUUCAUUCCUCUCCUCCCUUUCCUCUGGCGAGGAACGCAACCCAUGAGAGCGGGUUGAGUCAGCAGUACAUGAGGCCGCUGUAAAUAACCCGGCCCCCGGCAAAAGGCGCACACACUGGGAGAGGUCCGGGGGCCACGGACGGGAAGGAGGAGACGCAACAACAAAAACCCAAACCCCACCGCCCUCAACAUCAGAAAUUAAAUAACAGGAAGGAGAAAAAGAUCAGAUUGUAGAAACUUGCGGUGAGGGUCGCCGGGCCGACUGAGGGCGGAACACGAAGCGGAACGGCGGAGCGGAGCGGAGCGAAGCGGGCAGUGAGGGAGCCUGGAGCUUGGCCAAGCCCGGGAGGAGCAGCUGCGGAAGUGCGGCGGCGGCAGCGGGGCCUGGGAGGCGCAGGGCCGCCAGUGAGAGCGGGCUCUCGGCCGCCCCCGGUUAUUGUUUCCGCCACCGCCUGACACAAAGUCCCGCAACUUCGGGAUCGGCCCGACCAGCGGCUCCCCCUCCCCUCCCCUCCCCUCCCCUGGGCCCCGCGCCGCGCCGCUCCCGCCGCCUCUCCUCACGGCACCAGAUGCCGAUCGCCUCGCCUUCUCACUCGGCUCAGGAGCCCUGCCUCUACCCCCGGCUGCGGACCGGGCCCUCUCCGCCCAAAGACACCGGCGAUCGCAGCCGCGACCAAGGCGCGUCCGCAGAGCAGCCGCGGCCCCCGAGUAACGUGGCGGCGGGCGGCGGGCUGGGUCCCGAGGGCCCGCUGCGGCAGGAGCCGUGGGACCGGGGUGCGGGCAGAUUCCCCCCGCCUGCCCAGCACCCGUUGCUAGACGCUCCCCGGACGCGCUCCAGAUCCAGGUCGGGACUCGGUGGCGGCGGCAUAAACCCGCCGAGGGCAGGCGGCCUCCAGCCACAGGCCGGCUGCCAGGGCCAGGGCCACGGCGAUCGUCCCGCCAUGGGGCAUGGAGGCGCGGCCGGAGCGGCGAGGCCAGCAGGUGGCAUGGAUACUUCCUUUCAAUAUCACCCAAGUCCGCAUGACCUGCCUUUAAUUGAAGAUAGUGAUAAGAGUGAAGAAAGCCCAAGUCCUAAGCGCCAGCGCCUCUCUCAUUCGUUUUUUGAAUACGCACCGGUAUCUCCUGCUCCAUCACCACCAAUGCGCCCAUGGGAGAUGACUUCAAAUAGGCGGCCUCCCUCAGCUCGACCAAAUCAACAUUACUUCUCAGGGGAAAGAUGCAAUACACCUUCACGCAGUAGGAGAAGUCCUCCUGUUAGACGACAGCGAGGGAGACGUGAAAGACUAACUAGAAAUAGUUCUCUGAGCCAAGAUGAAAACUACCACCAUCAUCCUUAUGGACAACAGCCAACUGUGGAAGAACCCAGAGCAUUUCAUCCUCCAAAUAUAUCUGCACGCAUGCUCCACCCUGCUGCACACCCUCCUCAGCAGAAUGCUGUGGUGGUUGAUAUCCAUGAGCAGAUUCAUCAAGGCACCGUUCCUGUCUCGUAUACUGUUACUACUGUAGCACCACAUGGUAUCCCACUUUGCACAGGACAGCACAUCCCAGCGUGUAACACACAAGUUCCAGGGUGUUCGGUCGUAUUUAGUGGACAACAUUAUCCUGUGUGCAGUGUUCCUCCUCCGAUGCUCCAAGCCUGUUCUGUACAACAUCUGCCAGUUUCAUAUGCUGCAUUUCCUCCUCUUAUCUCAAGUGAUCCCUUUAUAUUGCACCCUCCACAUCUGUCACCCCACCAUCAUCCUCAUGUGCCACCUCCGGGUCAGUUUGUUCCUUUCCAAACACAACAGUCACGGUCGCCUUUACAAAGGAUAGAAAAUGAAGUGGAGCUAUUGGGAGAACAUCUUCCUGUCAGUGGUUUCGCUUAUCCUCCGUCGCCACAUCCGCCUACCCUGCCUCCAUCUGCACCGCUCCAGUUCCUGCCACACGACUCUCUUCACCAAGAGCUGCCAUUUGGAGUUCCGUAUCCUCAUUUCAUGCCUCGAAGACUGCCAGGACGCAGAUAUCGCUCACAGCAACCCUUACCACCUCCACCAUAUCAUCCCAGCUUCUUGCCAUAUUUCCUUGAGCCCAUUUACAGCUCUGCCAACCGUCUUGACUUCUCUACUCUCCAUACCCACUACAAUCUCACACCCUCUGAACACACUCAUACCUACCUCAUGACCAUGACCACCAAGCCAUCAUUUCCCGGACUGUCUCUGAUUUCAUCACCUCUGGCAAUCUGUCCUCCACAGCAAUGCAAAGACGCCAGGUAUGCAUGCCUUUUUGUUUGUUAAUUCAAAAGUCCCUGUUCUAGGCCUGCAAUGGCCCUAUCCCCCAACUCUUUCUCCACUGCAUCAGGGCUGCCUCCUGCACCCAUGCUGAACUCUAGGACCAUUAACCACCAAUAAUUUGCACCCUGCUUUAGAUUUACCUGGCCUAUCUUUGACAUCUCUCUCCCCUUCCUUGAUCUCUCUGUCUCCAUCACAAGAGACAGACUAUCAACUGACAUCUACUACAUACCUGCCAAUUUCCACAGUUAUCUUGACUACUUUCCUCCCACCCGGCCUAUUGCCAAAACUGCUCUCAAUUGCACUGUCUCCAUUGAAUCUGCUCCCAAGAUGAGGCUUUCCGUACGAGGAUAUCCAAGAGAGUUAGAUAGAGCUCUUAGGGCUACCGGAAUCAGGGGGUAUGGGAAGAAGGCAGGAACGGGGUACUGAUUUUGGAUGAUCAGCCAUGUCACAUUGAAUGGCGGUGCUGCCUCAAAGGGCGGAAUGGCCUACUCCUGCACCUAUUGUUAUGUAUCUAUAUCCUCAUUCUUUAGUGAACAUUGGUUUUCCCCUGGCUGUCAUCGAUGGCCCUCACCCUCGCCUCUUUUGUGUCAUCAGUUCUUUCUCCCUCUUACCCCCAGACACAAUAAGGACAGCUUUCCUCUGGUCCUCACCUUUCACCACACUUGUCUCUGCAUCCAUCUUUCCGUCACCACCAACGUGAUCCCACCAUUAAUCACAUCCUCCCAGCUCAACCCCUUUCUGUCUUUAGAGACCACUCCCUCCACUAAUCCUUGGUUCAUUCAUCCAUUACCAUCCAAACCACCCCCUCCCCUGGUACUUUCCCCAACAACAGCAGGAGAUGUAACACCUGCCCUUAUACUUCCUUCCUCACCUCCACCCAGGGACCUGGCAAACAUUCCAGGUGCGACAGAGGUUCACAUGGACCUCCUUUAACCUCAUCCAUGCAUACCGUGUUCCGGAAGUGGCCUCCUGUACAUUGGCGACAGCAAGCGUAGACUCAGAAACCGUUUCGCUGAACACUUAGAUUCCAAGGUCUACUGGAUCUUCCGGUCGCUAACCACUUUAACUCCAUUUCCCAUUGCAACACUGCCAUUUCUGUCUUGCGCCUCCUCCAUUGCCAGAGUGAGGCCACACACAAAUUGGAGUAGCAGCUUGGGUAGCUUACAACCUAACGGUAUGAAUAUUGAAUUUUCCAAUUUUAGGUGACUUCUCCAAACAUCCCUCUAAAACUCUGGUAACCUGCUCCACGUGUUCACAACAAUGUAUUCAUCUUGGGCUCACACAUUUCUAUCCAACAAUCGGCCUAUCGGGGAACCUCCUUACAUGAGAUCUGUUGCCAGCCCUUAUUUGUCGUGUUUUUCUCUCGCUUCCAGUUUGUUUUCCCCACUCUCCACUCUUCAAUCAGUCUGAGGAAAGGCCCCAUCCCAAAGCGUCACAUCCAUUUUCUCCAGAGAUGCUGCCUGACCCGCUGAGUUACUCUAGCAUUUUGUGGCUAUCUUUGGUGUAAACCAGCAACUGCAGUUCUUUGUUAUUACAUUUACUGCUCCUGUUAUUGUUCAGAUUUUCCAUCUGUUUUUCGGGAAUAGUAUGUUUUACAAAUCCUUCAUACCAAAAUUUUAUUUGGAAAUUGAUUGCACCAGUAGCUUUAAACUAUUUAGUUCAUUUUUUCCUGCAGUCUUUAAAAUUACCUGGUGAUAUGACUCACUCCUUUGGAUGAAAAUCUGAAAUGCAGACACUCUUUGCUCUUUGAAGUAGAAUUUUGUUUUUAUUUAAUAUAGUAGAACUCUGACAGACCUUUUAUUAUUAAAUAAUGUGGAUUCACUCCAGAUAUUUAACAUGGUGAUUUGGACUGAUUACCAAAUAAUAUCUGGCAUCUGAAGAAGCGACUUGACCCUAAACGUUGCCUAUUUCCUUCGCUCUAUAGAUGCUGCCUCACCCGCUGAGUUUCUCCAGCAUUUUUGUCUACCUUCGAUUUUCCAGCAUCUGCAGUUCUUUCUUAAACAUCUUAACCAAAUAAUGAUUAUGACCUGAAUUCUAAGCAUGUAACCAAUAUGAAGUAAACUGCCUACCUGUUCUUUGAAAUAAGGUCAUGCAAUUGUUUACAUGAUGGAGUGGCAUCAUAAUUUAACAUCUCAUUUGAAAGAUACCACUUUUGACACUAACACACCCUCACUAUCAUUAACCUAUUGACCAUGUUCAGUUUUUUGGAUUAGGAUUUGGCCACAAUCUCUAAUUUAGAAAAGCUCAUAUUUGCAAAUUGUUAUCUUGCCAAAUUGUACCUUAUAAAUUGCAUAAUAUUGUACAUGGCCAUUAAAACUGAAAUGAACAAAUAUCCUUUGCUUUGAAAUUUCAACAUGUUUCAUGAUUACAAGCAAUUAAUUAAUUUUGAAACUAAUUAACUUUGCUUAUUAUAUACAAUAUUGUUUAUCACUAAUUAUCUGCCCAGCAUACUUCUUUUCUCUUUAAAAUGUCUUAUGUAAACAUAUGAAAGCCAUUUUACAGCCAAAUGCAGUAUACCCAGCCCAAUGUUACUUUUUGGUAAAAAAUAUAUGCAAUUCUGUUUGGAAGCCAUAGAGGAUCAUGAGUGGGGAUCCUAACCAUUUUUAUUCAAUAUUCUCUCACUUGUUGUAGGUUUGGGGCAAAUUGUAGCAUUCUACAUGUCAGGGGAUCUAACUCAACACAGUCUGAUAUCAGACUCUUGCAUCUGUAUUCCUUAAUGUGCUGUGCAUGCAGCACAUUAAGAUAGAAGAGAUUUAUUUUGUCGAUGAAGACUCUUGAACUUCUGCAGGUGUACGGUAGAAAGCAUAUUGACUAGUUGCAUUAUGCCCUGGUUCAGCAAUUCAAAUACCCAGGAAUGAAGGAGAUUACAGGAGUGGUUGAUCACGGGUACUGGCCUCCCCAUCAUAGACAGGAUCUAUAGGAAGUUCUAUCUCAAAAAGGCAACCAACAGCAAAGAUGCACACUCUAGCUUACCACCGGGCAGGAAGUAUAGAAUUCUGAAAACAAUCACUACCAUGUUCCAGAAUAGCUUCUACCCAGCAACCAUCUGGUUCUCAAACACUACACAACAUUAAGUACACUAUGAUUUACACACCAUCGUUGGUUGCACUAAGAUCUUUGGGCUCUUGUGCAUGUAUUGCGGUUAUCAGUGUAAUAUUUUUGGUUUAUUACCUUAUCUAUGAGUAUUGAGUUUAUAAGCCUGUUAUACUGCAGCAAGUAAGAAUUUAAUGAUUCUGUUUUCUGUUGUAUGACAGCUAAACACUCUUGACUCCUGAUGCCUUCAUCCUUUGCUCCAAAAGCAUUUACCAAUGUGAGAGUUUAUUUUUCAAACCUGUCAUAUCUGUAAAUAAUGCAGAGGAUCAAGCUGAGCUCUACUGAAUGGUACUGUAGAAAAGCAUCUGAAAUGCAGGUGGCACAAUGUUUAAAUACUAGUGUACCUUGGCAGCUGUGGAUUUUAAAUUUAAUAAUUAAAAAAAUAAACUGUAGUGUUUAGAAAUCCAUCUGUCGAAUGGAAAACUACUAUCCUUGCUAUUCUAUCCAUUGUAACUCCAGAUCAACAGGAAUGUAGU
Messenger RNA from Leucoraja erinaceus (little skate), 7741 nucleotides. Its product is annotated as E3 ubiquitin-protein ligase RNF38. NCBI's taxonomy places the organism in Eukaryota, Metazoa, Chordata, Chondrichthyes, Rajiformes, Rajidae. The transcript has 9 exons. The record is from RefSeq and is a predicted model, not a curated record. Bases 2472 to 4175 code for a protein of 567 amino acids.